AUGUAACACAAAAUUUUAAGUUAACUAAAAAUAUCAAAAUAAAUCAAAAUUUAAAGUAAUUUUUAUUCCGAUCUACCAGACAGAUUCAGCACGAUGGUGAAAUGCAGGCGGUGCAUACCCUGCGUCGCUGUUAAGACUAGCAAAAGUCGAGAACUCAGGGGUGGAAUUCUUUACACAGACUGUUUCUGUUUGCGACGAAACGGCUUACAAUAUGACUGUAAGAGGAGUGGCUGUCAAAACUCACCAGAAUGUGAACUAAUACCGGCACCUUUAUGUGAACCAUCUAAAGUCGCAUGCCAAACGCAUUGCAAAAACCCUCACGCUGAAGCAUUGUCGUCCAUUUGCAAAAUGCAACCUCGUAAAUAAGACUCAAGUGAAUUAAGAUUAUCCCCAGAGUUCAAGAUGGCCCAACCCAAAAUGUUUGAAGAAUUACCAUGAAUAUCAAGCUUUAUUCGUAUACGUACUUUUCAAGAGUACCUCAAAAUACUGUCACAUAAGAAGAUUUUAAAUUCAGAAGACAAAAAUACAGACACUUCAAAAGAACAAACAUUUUGACAGAAGAAGUUUUGACUUCGACUAUUUCAGAUGUAUUUAUUGUAAAAAAAUUGCAAAUUUAUCAAAAUUCUAAAUUUUUCAAGUGAUUUUUCUACACAACUCUUUCUAAUCUUUUCAUGAUUGUAUAAGCUAAAAUAUCAAUAAAUUUUUAGAAAAACCCCCUCCUCCGUAUAAUUUUGUCAUCUUCGGUAGGACUGCGAUUUCUUGAUUUUCCACCAUGUGUACUCCUUGCGGUCCCAUGAUAUGCUACAAAUAUGAAGACUGCGGUCCUCCGAAAGGAAAAGCUUCUGAUGGAGCGGCCAGAGCGGAGGAGGGUGGCGCGGAAAAAAAGGAUGAAAAAGAAAACCAGCUUAAACGAACAAAGAGCCGUGAACUGCGCGGAGGGAUUAUGUACUACAGCUGCCAUUGCAUCAAGCGCAAUGGGCUCCAGCAUGACUGCCGUCGCACUGGAUGUGGCGGCGAGCCGGCUUGUCUAGUCCUGCCGGAUCCACUGUGUGCGCCCAGCCAGUUGGCUCGCGCUCGAGGACUCGCAGAUCCUGAGCCCCUUGCAGCGCAUCUUCGCGCCCAAGGCGGCAAUGCAUCGGGAGGUGCAGCAGAUUCCGGUUCCGGGGGAGGCAAGAGGUUCAUUGUGUGCGAACUCAAGGGUAUCGUCCCAGAUGCUUCCAUGGACAAGUCUGGCAAGUGCUGUAAGUGUCAAAGUUCGUUUCCACCUCCUAAGCAAAGUUCCAGUGGUGGCCAAGCCUGUAUUUGUAGUAGCAUACCUGGUGCAGCCAAAGCCGUUGCUGUAAGCCCUCAAGUCUCAAAAUGCCCAUGUGGGAGCAGUGCAGCUGCAGCAGAAGCACAGUCGUCGUCAAUUUAUGUAUUUGACGAGAAAACUUUAGAUACGAUAAUGAAGCGCUUUGAUAACAAGGAACUUGCACCAAGUGACGUGGUAAUAGGGCCGGGUGGUCGUCCUCGGAAAGCAACGAAGCCAGUUAGUAAAGAAGAGCCUUGUACGAGACCGGGUUGUGUACAUUGGCAGCCGCCGCCGCCAUGUGUAUGGGAUGCUCCUUGUAAGGCAGAUUGUUUCGAGACCCCACCUGGAAUACAGCCGGGUCGCAACCCACUUACAGGUGGUGGUGCUAGUGCAUCUAGACAAGCUUCAAGUAGAGGUGGAGGCGGCCAGGGUGGAGGCCAGCCUCGUGAGCGGAUGAAAUUGCUAACGCCUGAAUGUUGCACAGGUUGCUCCUCGUCGGGCGGCGGUGGUGCGUCGAGUAGUGGCGGUCCAGCGGCGGGCUUGCCGGUGUUGGUGAUGAAGCUCUGCUAACGAGUACAACGGCGCACAUCGAAGUUCGAAGGCUUAAGAAAAAGUGCAAAAUACUAUUGUAUACCUUACUAAUCG
Molecule: messenger RNA, 1936 nt
Organism: Ostrinia furnacalis (Asian corn borer)
Lineage: Eukaryota; Metazoa; Arthropoda; Insecta; Lepidoptera; Crambidae
Exons: 4
Coding region: 773-1861 (362 amino acids)
Source: RefSeq, a predicted model, not a curated record